AUGGCACAUUACCAAAACCAAUACAGCGCACAAGCUGGAAGCGAUGCAUACGGCUACCCAAUUCGUCAGACGGAUGAAUACGGCAACGUCAUCUCCGAAACCGGGCAGUAUGUUGAUACCCUCCGCCGGACCGACGAGCAGUACCCCAAGCCGAGUCAUGAAAGCGAGCAGCAGCAGCCGGUUGGGAUAUCUCAUAAUGAAAAAGUGGUGAUUACGAAGACGACAGAGGAUGGGAGUGGACAUCAUGAGAAGAAGGGGAUAAUAGAGAAGAUUAAGGAGAAGCUGCCGGGAGGACACCAUUGA
Cucumis melo (muskmelon) is the source of this 303-nucleotide messenger RNA. RefSeq names its product late embryogenesis abundant protein D-11-like. The transcript has a single exon. The record is from RefSeq and is a predicted model, not a curated record. Bases 1 to 303 code for a protein of 100 amino acids. Gene Ontology annotation, biological process: response to water. NCBI's taxonomy places the organism in Eukaryota, Viridiplantae, Streptophyta, Magnoliopsida, Cucurbitales, Cucurbitaceae.